AUGCACAAACCAGCCAGCACAACCCCUUUCGGUCUAUACGAAUUUCUUCGAAUGCCUUUUGGCCCUCGAAACGCUGUACAGUCAUUCCAACGUCUAAUCGACGAAGCACUCCGUGGUUUAUCGCACUCGUUCGCGUACAUUGACGACCUCCUUGUAGAAAGCGCUAACAUGAAUGACCACAUGCGUCACGUCACUCAAUUUUCAAUUGCCUUCCUUCCUUCCUUCCUUCCUUCCUUCCUUCGUGCCUCCCUCACAUCUUUCCUUCGUUCCUCCUAUUCCUGCCUUACCCCUUCCUUCAUUUCUUUGUCACUCCUAUCUUCCCUGCGUUCCCACGUUCCUCCUAUUCCAUCCUUACCUCUUCCUUCUUUCCUUCGUCCUUCUCACCCUCAUUUCACUCGUUCCUCCUAUCGCUUCCUUAACAAUUCUUUUUUACCUUCGUCCCACCCACACCUUCCCUUCGUUCCUCCUACCCCUUCCUUUCCUCUUCCUUCUUUUCUUCGUCCCUCCCUGCCUUUUUUUCCUUCGUUCCUCCUACCCCUUCCUUUCCUCUUCCUUCUUUUCUUCGUCCCUCCCUGCCUUUUUUUCCUUCGUUCCUCCUACCCUUCCUUUCCUCUUCCUUCUUUUCUUCGUCCCUCCCUGCCUUUUUUUCCUUCGUUCCUCCUACCCCUUCCUUUCCUCUUCCUUCUUUUCUUCGUCCCUCCCUGCCUUUUUUUCCUUCGUUCCUCCUACCCUUCCUUUCCUCUUCCUUCCUUUCCUCGUCCCUCCCUGCCUUUUUUCCUUCGUUCCUCCUACCCCUUCCUUACCUCUUCCUUCUUUUGCUCGUCCCUCCCUGCCUUUUUUUCCUUCGUUCCUCCUAUCCCUUCCUUACUUCUUCCUUCUUUUCUUCGUCCCUCCCUGCCUUUUUUUCCUUCGUUCCUCCUACCCCUUCCUUUCCUCUUCCUUCUUUUCUUCGUCCCUCCCUGCCUUUUUUUUUCUUCGUUCCUCCUAGCCCUUCCUUUCCUCUUCCUUCUUUUUUCUUCGUCCCUCCCUGCCUUUUUUUUUUUUUCUUCGUUCCUCCUACCCCUUCCUUACUUCUUCCUUCUUUUCCUCGUCCCUCCCUGCCUUUUUUUCCUUCGUUCCUCCUACCCCUUCCUUACCUCUUCCUUCUUUUCUUCGACCCUCCCUGCCUUUUUUCCUUCGUUCCUCCUACCCCUUCCUUACCUCUUCCUUCUUUUGCUCGUCCCUCCCUGCCUUUUUUUCCUUCGUUCCUCCUACCCCUUCCUUACCUCUUCCUUCAUCUCUCCCACCUUUGCUCAUUUCUUUGGUUCCUCCUAUCGCUACUUUAGCUCUUCCGUCUUUCCUUCGUCCCUUCUUUCCUUCGUUCCUUCCUCCAUCACAUCUUCCGCCCUUUUCCUUCGUUCCUCCUACCCCUUCCUUGACUUUUCCUUCCUUCCUUCAUCCUUCACUCCCACGUCCCUCCUUUUCUUCGGUCCUGCUAUCACCUCCUUCUUCCUUCGUCCCUCCCACGUUCCCUCCUUCCCUUCGUUCAUCCUACCCCUCCCUGACCUCUUCCUUCGUUCCUACCUCCCACCUUCUCUCCAUUCCUUUGUUCUUUCUAUUCCUUCCUUACCUCUUACACUUCGUCCCUCUCUUCCUCUUUUCCUUUGUUCCUCUUUAUCCCUUACUUACCUUUUCUUACCUCUUCCUUGCAUUCCUUUUCACUCUUUUCCUUCAUUUUUAACCACUAAAUAG
This is a messenger RNA of Acanthosepion pharaonis, 1731 nucleotides long. The record is from the annotation of a GenBank genome assembly. NCBI's taxonomy places the organism in Eukaryota, Metazoa, Mollusca, Cephalopoda, Sepiida, Sepiidae.